AUGAGUGAAAUGCAAAUUAAGAUUUACGGAGAGAUCGGAAAAGGGCGCCCCUCUCCGAAUUUUGCCCAGACAGUUGUUUACAAGGCCCGUAAAAAUAAUACUGUCGAGUUUGUUGCAGCAAAAACUGUUGAUGCAGUGAGAUUAGAAGAAAUUUCAAACGCAGUGCAUAUUCAGCACAAUCUACAUCACGAAAAUAUCGUGCAAUUUUAUAACUGGUAUCAAGUAGAAAACAGUAUCUUCUUAGUUCUCGAGUAUUGCCCUGGAGGAUCUUUAUCUGACAUUUUAGAGCGAGAUGUCCGUCUUCCUGAAAGCGUUAUACGUAUUUUUGCAAGUGAUGUUGCAGCAGCUUUACUUUAUUUGCAUAAAAAUGGAGUUUAUUUCACGAAUUUUGAUACGAGAAAUUUCAUUCUCGAUGAAAAUGGCAUUGUUAAGCUAUCUGACUUUUGCCGUGCCGUUAUUGACGGAAAUUACUGCAAUCUUACUGACAUAGAUCCAGAAUAUCUCGAAGUUUUACCAGUAGAAAUUAUUGAUUUUAGUUCGAAACCUAAUAUCGCUACAGACUUAUACGCAUUUGGUUGCUUACUAUACAAACUUGCCUGUGGACAGACUCCUUUUGCAGGAGAAGCACAAGAAGAGUUAGAAUAUAAAAUUAGAAACACAAGUGUUGAAUAUAUUCCUUAUUGCUCGCCAGAACUCAACGAUUUAAUUAAAAGACUUACAGAUAAGAAGGCUAUAAAUAGGCCAACAUGGUCAGAAUUAAUAGCUCAUCCAUUUUGGAAGAAUAUCUUCGCUUCUCGUGACGAUUACGAGGACUUUUCGAAUUUCCCAACCAUGGACUUCUCGAUUCCUGCUUAUGAAUCAUCAGAAAUCACGGAAAAUGAGGAAGAUAUUUUAGAUAUCGAGCCGAAAGAGAAUUUGGCAAAUUCAAUUACAUUCAGAGCAUCCAGUGUUUUCUCUUCUAUCUCAGAAAAAGUCGAUACAAUCCGAAAUCUUCUUUUACGUUGUAAUCAACUCAAACAACAGUCUGUUGUCAUGAACCAAGCCGUUGAAGCCAUAAAUCUUCCUAGUGUCAACGCCUCCCAAAUGCCAGUAACUCUAGAAGCCAUCAAAACUGGAAAUCAAGAGACAAUUGACACAAUUGUUAAACAAUUAUCAUCAAAGGACGUAGUUAAGCGACAAAGUCCACUGAUAACAUUCUUAAUAACAGGUGCAAAGAACCCUGAUGUAGCUACUGGCCUCUCAACGAAUGGAUUUUUGUCAUCAAUUUUGAAUUUGGCGGUGAAGUCGAAGCACGUUUCAAUUGCAGCUGCUCAUUGUAUCCUAUUCGGUACAAUAAUACAGUCCGCAACUAAAAUAGACUUCGAAAACCAAGUAAAUAAUGAGAUAAUCUACGGAGCCCUUGAAAAACUGUCAAAUUCACCUAAGGACAAAGUCAAAAGGAAAGCCAUAUCAGCAAUUUCAGCUCUUUUAACGUUUUGUGCCAACAACGGAUACCAAAUUCCACAAAAACUCAUAGACGCGAUAUUUAACUCGCUUAAACCCUCAAGUGAUGAUGUAUGUCGCCAUUACGCACUAAAAGCUGUUGCAAAUGUAUGUUUAUCAUUACAUCCAGAAAUAUUAGAUUUAAAUCUUCUUGAAAAUGCAUUAACAAAGCUUGACGUAACAGCACAACCGAACAAUGCUAUGGUAGAAAGUCUUUCACUCGCAGUUUGUGCAUUUUUCAAGGACAGAAAACCUCAAUCUUCUUCAAACGAGUAUUUGCAGCGAUUAACGAAGACAUUGAUAGUCAAACUUGGUGCAACGACAGCAUCACUUGGUAUGGUUAUUGCUUGUGAGUGCGAUAUCCUUAAUUCAUCAAAAGAAGAAUUAACAAUUGCGUUUAACAAGUCCGUUGGCGAAGUUAAGUGGCGAUCUAUGAUUGCAUUGUGUUUGUUGUAUCGAAACAGUAUGCCAAACUUCAUGUCCAUCUCAGAACGCGUAUUUUCACACGCAGAUAAGUUGCAAUACGACGAACCUCAAGUUUACGAGGCAUUUAUUCGAUGGUACUGUGAUUAUUGUGAUGAAAUACUUGAUGCUUCGUCAAAGGGACAGUACUUGAACUUAAGAAUCAUCGUAGAUUCACUCAAACAGAAAAACAACGCCAUGAGAAUCUAUCGUCCUAAAUUUGAUCGAAAAUUGAGAGACAUUCUUAAAAACGAACAAUUCAUAUUAGGUGGCAGUGAAUUAAUCUUAGAAAUAUUCUUACAAUCAUUUAUUUUAGGAUUAUCCGAUUCCACAACAAUUGUCAAUGAUUUACUUUUAAAUACAUUACAAAGUCCAAUCAAAGAUGUCCGGUAUGAUUCAUUACGAAUCUUGACUAUGGCUACAAGUGAUUUAAAUGUUGAUUCCACCGAAACAAAUGUUAUUUUCAACCAACUUUCAAAACACAUUGAAUUUCUUUUGAAUGAUGAUUUAGUUAUUUGUGAAUGCUGCUUUAAAGUAUUAGAUAAUUUGUUGUUAAUUGAUGAAUGCCAAGUUGUUGGAUUACUUUCAACGAAGAACACUAUUAUCCAAAGUCUUUUCUCUAAGAUCGGAACAAUCAACACUUCUAUAAAGAUCUGUGAACCAUUGUUGUCAUCUAUUUCAUUUGAAAACAUUAUUUCAUUGAAUCUUAUUCCACAAAUCAUGAAAUCUAUUGAUCAAAGUGAUUUCAUCAAAGAUAGUAUUGAUUUGUUGUAUACAUUCCUUCUUAUUGUUGAAGAUUACAUUGAAGCAAACAAAAACAAUCAAAAGGAAAUCAAGAAAACUAUCAAAAGUGUUAACUCUCUUUCAACAAUGGCUCCGAAAUGCGCUAGUUUAGUUUUAAAAUAUCCUAAAUCCGCUGAUUGUUUGAAGAUGUUAAUUAACAUUUUCACUCCAUUACCAGGCCAGACCGAUGUUGUUAUUGAAUCCGCAUUUCAACCAUUUGCAACAGCAUUGAUGAAUGGUCAUUGUAAACCCGAAUGCGCGAACUCACUUAAAUUAGUUAUUGAACAACUUAAGAAAUCAGCAUUCAACUGUAACUCUAUGAAACUUAAACUUAAAUGUUCAUCUAAACUUAUGUCAGCUCUUCGCACAGCAGCACAGAAUGGUGUUGGUGAACUUCGUAAGACUACAGAAGGUGCAUUGAAUGUAAUUCGAAGUUAA
Molecule: messenger RNA, 3165 nt
Organism: Trichomonas vaginalis G3
Lineage: Eukaryota; Parabasalia; Trichomonadida; Trichomonadidae
Product: serine/threonine protein kinase ULK4 family
Exons: 1
Coding region: 1-3165 (1054 amino acids)
Biological process (GO): protein phosphorylation
Molecular function (GO): ATP binding; protein kinase activity
Source: RefSeq, a predicted model, not a curated record